Molecule: messenger RNA, 6265 nt
Organism: Archocentrus centrarchus (flier cichlid)
Lineage: Eukaryota; Metazoa; Chordata; Actinopteri; Cichliformes; Cichlidae
Gene: atn1
Product: atrophin 1
Cellular component (GO): nucleus
Molecular function (GO): transcription corepressor activity
Source: RefSeq, a predicted model, not a curated record
AAUUUGUACAGUCUUCAGUUGGCACCCCUGUAUUUUUCCUACAACGAAUAGCAAGAGAUUUCCUCUGCAUUAUUGUUAUGGUCGGAGCUCGAUGCAAUAUGAGCCAGCACAAGUCUCUGUUGACAGACGACUGGGCUCUGAGGUGUGCGUGUCAGCGUGCAACAUAAAACGACAAAACAGGGAGAGAAAGGAAAAGAGAGUGAGAGGAGUGGGAGCACGCAUCGCUGGAUAUUAUAGGUUUCGGUAGCUCUCGUCGUGUAGUACAGCCCUAUCAGUAAGCAGCUGGAACCAGUUCAGUCCCUGCAAUGGCUUGUGUUGUAAAAUGGAUGUUAUAAAGAAGAAAUAAUGAAAACAAGGACACACAAAGAAUCGAUGCCCAUGCGCAGUGGGCGACGGCGGGGGGCAAGUGAGGAAAGACGGGGCAGACGCCCGCACCCCAGCCCCUCUCGCCCUGAACGCAAUGACAGACAGACGCAAAGAGGUACUGGUGAGGAAUUGGCUGGAAAUCGCUUCAGUCGCAGAUCACAAGGGCAUGAUUCAUCAGAGAGUGAGGGGGAGGAACUUGUGUCUCCUCCAAAGAGGCAGAAAGUUCAGGAUUCAGCCCCUACUCCAAACCCUCCAACAUCAACACACUCGACUGACACCUCAGCUCCUUCCACUGUCCCACCUCCACCCUCAGUUGCCAGCCAAUCCCGUGAGAGUGACAAUGAAGACGGCCAAUCUCAGGGCAGCAGGAGUUCAGUUGUAGGGAGCCUAGCCAAUAGCAGUAGCAGUCUGAGCAGCGGGAGGGAUAUAGACCAGGACAAUCGUUCCUCAUCUCCAAGUCUCUCUGCCUCCCCUUUGGGUAGCCUGGACUCCGAAUCUGAUGGCCCCGAUUCACCAAAGCAAGGAGACCGGGAGAAAGGCAAAGAGGGCGGCGCGGGGAAGGUGACAGGAGAGGAUAGGAGAGUGUUGCGGGAGGGAAGGGGCGAGGAGCCCUGUGCAGAUGGAGAAAAGCGAGAUGUGGAUGCAAGAAUUGAGGACUGCCCAUCUCUUAAGCCCCCCUCCACUCCCUGCUCUUCCUCUGGUCUGACUCCCUCUCUCCGUGGAGCAGGAGAUUCAUCAAAUGACAGCAAUAGUGGGAGAAAGUCAUAUUUCUCCCUGGACUCCAAGCUGAUGUGUAAAGUUGAGUACAGCGGACCGACAGGCGUUGAUGCUGCACUUAGCAGCAGCAGAAUGACUUCCAAAGCCAGCACACAGUGCGUGACCAAGACGACUAUCUCCGGAGGAGAUUAUUCCCAUAACAGCCCCAACAUUCCCCAUGCCCUGCCCCCUCCGCUUCCUCCUCCACCUGCCCUGAAGCCGUUGGAGCUUGGGGGACAAAACAUACCUACUGAGGUUAAGACAGAAAGAGACAAACUAGAAAAAGGAGACAAACUCCUGGACAAGUCUCAGUCCACUCCUCCUUCUCUGCUGCCACAGACUGGCCCCCAGCCUCAGUCCCAGUCUCAACCUCAGACCCAACCCUCCACCACCCACCCUCACCACUACAGCUGGCAGGGUGGCACAGCAACUGGUUGCCAGGCUAGCUGGGGCUACACCCGUUACCCUAGCAACCACCACCCACACCAACCACAACACCAGCCCCCAGUUCAGCAGCAGCAACUUCCCUCCGUUUACAACCCUCCAUCCUCUCGCCACUCCUCUUCCCACCCCUCUUACCUCCCCCAUCCUCACCCCCACCCUCACAGGGAGUACCUUCCCAGGUAUGCUGGAGGGGGAGGGGACAGAGAGAGGGGGGCUGCAGGAGAGAGGGAGAGGGGAGUGAGGGGGGAGUGUGGGGGGAGGGAGAUCAACCGGGAAUUCUCCACUCCGAACAGCAGCAACAAUAGCAGCGGGGCAAAUAGUAACAGUUCUUGUGGUGGGAUGGGUGGGCCCAACAGCAUCCUAGGCAGAGAGUUUGGGGCUCUGUCAGUCAGUCAGAAUCGGGAGUUCCAAGGUUCUGGGAGAGAUGGUCCUAACUUGGGCCCAGAAAGAAGAGACUUUGGUCCGGCUUUCAGAGACAGGGAGCGUGAAAGGGAGCGUGAAGGAGGAAGGGAGUUUAAUCUGGCAAACCAAAACCAGAGUAGAGACUUUGGCCGUGGAGCCAGCGGGGGGCAUCCCAGAGACAAAGAUGGAAGCAGAUGGGGUGAGUUUGGGGGCCAGACAAGAGAUAUUGUAGGCAGCAGUAACCCUAACAACAACUCCAUCCCACAGGGAAACCCCCCAAGUUCAACCAGCGGGCUACCUGUCACCCCCAUGCUGAACCGUGACCCACCUGCAUCACCAAACAAUCCUAGUCACCCUGCCCAUCCUUCCUUGCCACCACACCCCCACCCACAUCCCCCAAACUCAUCAAACCGGGACUUACUUCCUCCCAUGGACCAGGCACAAACGCCCUCCUCUGGGGGAGACCACUUUCACAGGGAAUAUCCACCCACUGGAGGAAAAGACUUUCCUGCUGGUGCGCCUCCUUCCACUGGUCCAAAUCGAGAGUACCUAAACUCCCCUGGGGUAACUCCAAACCUGGGACGAGAGUAUUCAGGACCUGGAGGAACACAGCACCCCCACCCACCUCUUCCCCACUACCAGUCUGGGCCCAGAGACAGAGAGAGGGACUCAAGUCUGCGAGAGUCUUCUCUAUACCAAAACCGUGGUGGCCCAAGUCAGCCUCCUGCACUGUCUCCUUCCUCCUCUUCCAGUCAUCAUGGACACCCUUUGAAUGCUCCUUAUCCCCCUCCACCACCUCAGCCUUCUCUGCCCCCACCUCAAGCCUCCCAUGCCCAACCUCCCCCCUCAGGAAUGGCACCCAGUGUACGUCCUCCACACUACCAGUCUUCUGCCCAGACUCCUCCGACACCCCUUUCUCCUUUACCCAGCCCAUCUACCAAUCAGAUGGGAGCUUUCUCAUCUUUUCCCCCUGGCUCCUCCUCUGCAGCCAGCAUGCCACUUCCAGCAACAGGUGUGCCAUCCAGCUGUUCACCUGGAUGCCGCCCUUCCCCUUAUCACAGCACUUUGAACAACCACCCACCUUUCAGUGGAUCUUACCACUCUAAUGGAAACAAUGGCAGUAACAUGGCCAACAGCAGUAGCAACAGUAGCGCACCCAACAGCAGCAAUACCAACUCGCAGUCACUCUCGCCUCAGAAUGUCUCAAAGGGACCUCCACCUCUUAGUAACUCUGCCAACAACAACAAUGGCAUCUCUACACCCGCCUCCAGUUCUUCACUCCCUGGUGGAGAUGGACAUUUGGAAUCAGGUCCCCCUCCCACACCUGUCAUUAAGGAAGAACCAAUAGAAGACAGGGAAGAGAGUGAAAGUCCACCACCUGUGCUGAGAAGUCCCUCGCCUGAACCAAAACCUGUAGACAUUCCUAUCCACGCCAGCCAAUCAGCACGGUUUCACAAGGUCCUUGACCGCGGCAGUGGGAAUUCCUGUGCCCGCAGCGAUGUCCUCUUUGUCCCGCUAGACGGCUCCAAACUGUGGAAGAAGAGGAAUGAGAUGAUUGAAAGGGCCCGCAGGGAGGUUGAGCAGCGGGCCAGAGACCUGCGAGAGAAAGAAAGGGAACGAGAGAGGGAGCGUGAGCGUGAGAGGGAGCUUGAUCGGCAUCUACAGCAGCAGAAGGAUGCCAGCAUUCCAGCAGGAGGUCGCCAGGGCUCCUCACUCUUCUUUCCCACCUCAUCCUCGAUCAUCCUUGACCCUUCAUCUUCUUCCGCUUCUUCCUCGGGCACCCUUCUCCCAUCCUCCCCCUCAUCCCAACAUCAUCCCUCACAUCCUCAUGCUCACCUUCCUCCAGCACACCAUCUCCACCCCACCCUCUCUCACUCUAUUCCCCACUCCCUCCUCUUACCAUCCAUGGGUGGGUCGCCAGCAGUGGUUGGCGGCCCUCAGGCGGCCCUGGGAAUAGGUUUAGGAGGACCAUAUUUAGGCCCUGACACCCCAGCGUUGAGAACUCUGAGUGAAUAUGCUCGCCCACAUGCAAUGUCUCCACUUGGGGCAGCAAGUCGUGCACCGGCACACCACCCACAAGUUCAUCACGGUCAUCCCCAUGUCCACCCCUCAUUUUUCCUUCCUCAGUUUCAGAAUCAUGCUUUAGGCCACCCACACCACCUGCCCACUGAUGCAGCUACUGCAGCAGCCAUCUUGGGAUUUUUGUAUGGUGGCAGCCUGGAAGGUGCUCCAGGUGUUGGUGGUCACCCUGGAGUGGCAGGAGGCCCAGUACCUGGAGGGAUUGGGGGUGCGGGAUUAGGAGGUGUUGGCUUUCCUCACGCAGUGGCUGCACACCGAGAUCGAAUAAAGCCAGGAUUUGAGUUUAAGAGUGAUGAGCGGGUUUACCCACCAGGGUCUAUACCUGAUCCUGUGGUUCUUGCUCACUCACAUUCACAUGCUCAUGCCAGUGCCCAUGCCCAUGCCCAUGCCCAUGCGCAUGCUCAUGCACAUGCACAUGCACAUGCACACGCACACGCACACUCCCUGCUUCUUGGAGGAAGUGCAACAGGAAGUAAUGAGGUAUCAAUCUAUGGCACUCCUCCUCCGCCAGCUCCACUUGGCCCACCUCACCUCCAGAACCCAACCCUGGCUCCUGUAACUCGACCUUCCAACCCUCCUGCUCCACAGUCCCUGUCAAAUCCACCCCCUUCAUCGCUCCUCCCACCCACACUCCCCUCUCACCCUUCACCUGCUCCCCCGGCUCCCCCAGCUGCCCCAGCUGCCCCUGCCGCUCCUCCCUCGGCUCCUCCUCAACCUGCCCCGCCGACCUCCAACGCCGCCUCACUUCACCACCCUGUCCCCCAUUCUUCCUUUCUCAGCUCCCUGUCCUCUCAUCUGCCACCAGCCCCUGCCCCGGCCGCUCCCCCUGAGACCUACCCCACUCCCACUCGCUCUCCUGCCUCUUAUGAGCAAGAACGGAGUGGAGAAAGAGAGAGGGAGAGGGACAGAGCAGCUUUGCCGGCCUUUGGGGACAGAGAGCGAGAAAGAGAGAGGGAGAGAGAAAGGGGAGGAAGUGUAGGAGGCGGAGGAGGAGGAGGAGCAGGAGGGGGAAAUGGAGGCGGUACAGGUGGAGGAGGUGGAGGAGAGAAUCUGGGGCGUCUUCAGAUGUUAAAUGUGACGCCUCAUCAUCACCAGCAUUCACACAUCCACUCACAUCUUCACCUGCACCAGCAAGACACAGCGGCGGGCGGGGUUCACCCCCUGAUGGACCCAUUGGCAUCGGGGUCUCCACUGGCACGCCUCCCUUACCCAGGAGCCACACUAGGCACCCCUAUCCUGGCUCACCCCCUCACUGACAGCGAGGUGCUCCGCCAACAGCUGUUCGGCGCUCCUUUCCGUGACCUGCCCCAGCCUUCCUCCCUCACCGGCCCCAUGUCUGCAGCCCAUCAGCUCCAGGCCAUGCAGCAGGCCCAGAGUGCAGAGCUGCAGAUCCAGAGACUGGCCCUGGAACAACAGUGGAUCCAUCACCAUCACCACCACUCCCUCACCCAGGAUGAAUAUUACAGUCACCUGAAGAAAGAGAACGACAAGACCCUGUGAGGGAGGGGCAGCAACAAACAGCAGCAUGGAGAAAACCCAAGGGAGAGUGUGUGCAAAAGAGAACAAAUACAGCAAAACAAAAAGCACUGAAAACAAUGAAGGAACAUAAGACUCACUACAGAAGCUGGACUAACGGACAGGGAAUUCACAGAAGGAAACAAGAAGAUUUUGAAGGAUUAACAAAAGAGGGAGGAGGGCGUGAAAACGUUGCACAGAGUCCCUGCGAACGGCACCAGACUCCAGCGCUUUCCUGCAUUAUGUUGUUUUGUAUUGUGCUCUGUACAGUAUAUUAGAUGGGGGUGGCAAUAGUGAACUACAGUAUAUGUAAAAUACUUGAUGCCAGAAGGAAAUGUGUACAUGAGUCCCUUUUAUGUCAUUGCAUGUAGCUAUAGGCGCUUAUUCUGAACUGGUGGAACUUUUAGUUCUAUUUUUAGUAAUUACCCCCUCUUUUGUAUUUGAGGGGCGUUCUAUAUGCAUGAGACCAGCAAUUUAGUGUUCUGUUAUGUUUGCGAUCAAUAGUAUUGUUAUUAUGAUUAAUGUUGUCCGUUUGUUGAUAAUGAUAUAAUUAUAUAUACAGCACAUAUUAUUUGUAUUAUUUUUUUACAUUUUCAUGGUAUGGCAGUCAGUUUUUAUUUUUUAUGUUCAAUUUAACUUGUGAAACAAGAUGCAAAGGAAGGCAAAAAAAAUCUGGAAAUAAAUUAUAAUCUUUUUUUUGCUA